This is a messenger RNA of Salvia splendens (bonfire salvia), 910 nucleotides long. Its product is annotated as protein RER1A. Gene Ontology annotation, biological process: protein retention in ER lumen; retrograde vesicle-mediated transport, Golgi to endoplasmic reticulum. The record is from RefSeq and is a predicted model, not a curated record. The coding region runs from base 146 to 730 and encodes 194 amino acids. Gene Ontology annotation, cellular component: Golgi membrane. Lineage: Eukaryota; Viridiplantae; Streptophyta; Magnoliopsida; Lamiales; Lamiaceae. The transcript has 4 exons.
CUCGUAUGUAACUCUCAGGUAUAUUAUGCAUAUUUCUUCUGUGUAGGCACGAUUCUGCUAAUUCCCUCUCUCCAAAUUUAAUGUUGGUGACAUAUUUGAAAUUGAAAUGAAUUGCUGAUUAAGAGAUUUAAAGCAGUGAGAGAUAAUGGAAGAUGUUGUGACUGAUACAGCUGCUCCAGAGUCACCAUUGGCAAAGUGGAGAAACGAAGUCUCGAGGAAGUUUCAGCAUUAUUUGGAGAGGUCGAGUCCCCAUACGGCUCGUAGGUGGCUCGUUACACUUGCUGCUGCAGCUAUCUACAUCUUGCGCGUUUAUUAUGCUCGGGGGUUUUACGUCAUCUCAUAUGGCCUGUCAAUCUACAUCUUGAACUUGUUGAUCGGCUUUUUGUCGCCCAAGGUUGAUCCUGAGCUAGAACUGCUGGAUGGCCCCUCUUCGCCUACUAAACACUCGGAGGAGUUCAGGCCCUUUGUCCGUCGCUUGCCUGAAUUUUUGUUCUGGUAUGCAAUCACAAAAGCUUUUUGUGUCGCGUUCCUCUUAACCUUCUUCUCCAUGUUCGACGUCCCGGUUUUCUGGCCCAUUUUGUUCUUUUACUGGUUUUUCCUAUUCUUCCUCACAAUGAAGAGGCAAAUCACACAUAUGAUCAAGUACGGAUAUCUGCCAUUCAGCUGGGGAAAGCAGAGGUACAGUGGGAAAAGGUUUUCUCAAAGCACAAGUGGUUCUUCAAAUGACUGAGUUCAUGUGCAGAAUAUAUACCAAUGGUGAAACUUUUGACUUGAAGAUUUGUAUGAAGAACUCUAGCUAAAUAGUUGUAGAUUUGGACAAUUAAUAGUUGUAUAACCAUGUUUAUAUGUGUAGUAAUAUGUUGGGAUAUAAUGGGAUUACAUAGUUGAUAUAGAAUCUAUGUUUUAAGUA